GCCGCCGGAGCCUCAGUAUUUGUUGACAAACCGGCAACGCUAUACAGCCGUGAGUGACGCUAGUGUUGCCCCCACGCAGGACUCGGCUCCUCUCUCUCUCUUUCUCUCUCUGUCUGUCUGUCGGGGAAAGUGACUGUGGAUGGUAGUUUUUCGUCGCAUGGCCGCGGAGUGGGUGUAGUGAGGACAGUGAGUGGGGUGCGGCGGCGCGCGGCUCAGGACAAGUCUAGAAUGCUGCUGAUGGAGAAGAUGUUGCCUCACCUUGGCUACGUGCAACCCGCCUUCCACGUGCUGAGCCAGCUCGCCAGGCCCGUCCCUCUGCCGCUGGGACAGCAGCUGCCUCCGCUGCCCAGCCUCAACCACUUCGGCAGCCACAAUGGCCUCAAGAUGGGCGGAAUGCCGCCCGCCACCCACGAGGGCGGCCCGCACCCGCUCGCCUUCUCCGUGCUGGGUCGCGGCGGCGGCGGCGGCGGCUUCCUGGAGCGGGCGGGAGGAGACCCCAACGGCGGGCUGCCGGCCGGCCUCCCGUCGCCCUACGAUCGAGACGACGACAAAGAUCUCGACGACGCGGACGGCGACGCGGCGGCGAAGCGGCGGCGCUCGCGCACCAACUUCAACUCGUGGCAGCUGGAGGAGCUCGAGCGCGCGUUCGAGGCGUCGCACUACCCCGACGUGUUCAUGCGCGAGGCGCUGGCCAUGCGCCUCGGCCUCACGGAGAGCAGGGUCGCCGUGUGGUUCCAGAACCGGCGCGCGAAGUGGCGCAAGAAGGAGCACACGCGGAAGGGCCCGGGCCGCCCCGCCCACAACGCCCACCCGCAGACGUGCUCGGGCGAGCCCAUCCCGCCCGAGGAGCUGGAGCGCCGCGAGCGCCUCCGCCGCGAGAAGAAGCUGCUCAAGCAGCUGGAGCGGCAGCAGCGCAAGCUGGCGCUCAAGGGCGUGCACGUCAGCCUCGAGCAGCUGCGCCGCGAGUACGAGACGCAGCACAAGCCGGAGCCCGAGAUCGACGUGGUGGGCGACGCCGACGACUCGGACGACACGCGCGACUACGCCGACGACGGCCCCGGCGGCGACUCGUCCUCGUCCUCGCGCGAGCCGCCCGCCUCCACGCCCACGCCCGCGCUCGCCCAAGAGCCCGCCCACCACCACCACGGCCGCCACGCCGCCGCCCAAGCGCCCGCGCCCUUCCACCUUCUCCAUCGCGUCGCUGCUGUCGCUGUCCGAGCCGGCGGCCGAGGGCGCGGCGCCCCCGCCCGCCCCGCCGCCCCACGGCCGGCCCCUCAGCCCGCUCUCCCACGCCCCCGCGGGCCCCCUCGGGCCUCGCGACGCCUCCUCGCCCUCCGCCCACGCCGCCCACGCCUCGCCCGCGCACGCCGCCUCCCCGCCCAUGGCGCUCGGCGGCGCGGCCUCGCCCCCCCUGCGGGACGGCGACGGGGGGCGCGCUCACCUCCUGCCGGCGCUCUCCCUGCCCGCCUCCAUCAGCGUCAGCGUCGGAGACCCACGCCCAUGCCCUCGCCCGACGGGCGCUAGCCUCCCUCGCGCCCGCCCCCCUCCCCCCGGCGGGCGGGCGGCGGGAGGGGGGGGAGGGGCCAGUCCACGAGGAGGAAGAGGGAGGGAGCUCGGCGAAGGGGCGCCUCCCCUCCGCCCUCUCCCUUUCCCCUCUUCUCCUUGUCUCCCUCCCUCCCCUCUCCUCCCCCCCCUUCCCCCCGGGGUCGAGCUGGCGAGGAGCAACGGGUUUCGCCAACAAGCUUUAGCUGCUGAGCAAAAAGAAGAAAAGGAAAAAAAAAAUAAAAAAAAAUAAAGAGAAUACAUAAUUACAUAGAUAUAUUAAUAAAAUAAGUUUUAAUUAAAAAAAAAACACCGUGUGCUUGUACAUAGUCCGUGUAGACUUCGAAUAUUCCCAAAGCUGUGUGAUAUAUCGAAAACAAACAAACAAACAAACACAAAACUCUUCGUAAUGAAAGAGAAACUCGAUAAAGAAAAAGAAAA
This is a messenger RNA of Penaeus chinensis, 1983 nucleotides long. RefSeq names its product homeobox protein unc-4 homolog. Gene Ontology annotation, biological process: regulation of DNA-templated transcription. NCBI's taxonomy places the organism in Eukaryota, Metazoa, Arthropoda, Malacostraca, Decapoda, Penaeidae. The coding region runs from base 229 to 1524 and encodes 431 amino acids. The record is from RefSeq and is a predicted model, not a curated record. The transcript is spliced from 3 exons. Gene Ontology annotation, molecular function: DNA-binding transcription factor activity, RNA polymerase II-specific; sequence-specific double-stranded DNA binding.